AAGUUCCUGGAAAUGUGUAGAAAGUGUAUCAUAAACUGGAUCUAACAUGUAGAUUUUUUUUCCUUUAUGAAAAAUCAACCAAUGUGAACCACAAUCGUGUUACCUGGAAGACAUACACUUACAAAGAAGCCCCGAAGUAUUGAACCCACUUUAUACUGAAUUUGAAAUUGCAUGUCUAUAUGUUACUAGUUUUACAAGAUGACUGAUCAAUCAGUUCUAUGUCUUCUUUCAUUCUUAGUUUCCCCUAGAGUGUCCCAGCAUAAGUUACAGGGUUUCUAGUAGGGAGGCAGUAUAUCUGGGUUGUUUACUCGUGUAUUUUUCAGAAUCUGACACAUUAAUAACAAGAAUUCCUUUUGCUUAGUGAAGGACUGAACAAUCAAAAUAACAUUAAUUUCGUGAUUGAAUAUAUUUUCUAACUUCUGACAACUGAAAUAGACUACAUAAAAAGAAUGGAACCAUGUAGCGAUUUGUUGAGAAGCAAAAACAACGCAUGGUGGCGCUGCAGGCUAAGGUUUAAAAAAGAAUGACCGCGGAAGAGGGGGAAAUGCUUCUUCAGGUCUCUCUCUGGCUAAAAAAAGACCUUAGACAGAGCUCAAACCAUUAAGUCUCCAGAGAAUGCUGCCGACCUACACUUCGGAACAGACUAUAAACUGACAGAUCGACUGCUGUCUGGGCGCCCUUGCACCCUGGGUGCCGAAGCAAAGAUGAAGAUGGGAAAGGAGCACAAACAAAGGCAAGUUCUGUUGAUCUUUCUCUUAUUGGGAGUGGUUGGGGCAGGCUGGGAGCCCCGCCAUUACUUUGUUUUGGAGGAAACACCCAGGGGCACGUUUUUAGCUGAUCUACUCAAGGACCUAGGGCUGGGAGUUGCGGAGCUGGCUGCUAGAGGAGCCCAGGUGGUCUCAGAGGAUAACGAGUCCCGCUUACAGCUUGAUCUACAGACUGGGAAGCUAAUAUUAAAUGAAAAUUUGGACCGGGAGGAACUGUGCGGCCCCACUGAGCCCUGUGUCACACAUUUCCAAGUGUUACUGAAAAAACCACUGGAAAUAUUUCGAGCUGCGCUACAAGUGGGAGACAUAAAUGAUCAUUCUCCCAAGUUUCCUGAGAGAGAAAUGACGGUGAAAAUCGUGGAGGCUAGCUCUGUUGGUUCUGUGUUUCUACUUAAAAGCGCUCAGGAUUUGGAUGUGGGCAACAACAGCAUUCAGAACUAUAGCCUCAGUACCAAUUCCCAUUUCCAUGUUUCCACCCGAGACCUAGGUGAUGGGAGGAAAUACCCAGAGCUGGUGCUGGACAAAGAGCUUGACCGCGAGGAGCAGGCAGAGUUCAGAUUAACUCUGACUGCGCUGGAUGGAGGGUCUCCGCCCAGGACUGGCACCUCACAAAUCCGGAUUAUUGUCUUGGAUGUCAAUGACAAUGCUCCUAAGUUUGCACAGGCGCUCUAUCAGGUGCAGAUCCUAGAGAGCAGCCCCGUGGGUUCCCUGGUUGCUAAGGUCUCAGCCAAGGAUUUAGAUACUGGGACAAACGGAGAAGUAUCGUAUUCGUUUUUUCAUCGUUCUCAGGAGAUGAGUAAAACUUUUGAGCUAGACGCCCUGUCAGGAGAAGUGCGACUAAUUAAAACACUGGACUUCGAGACAGCAUCUUCAUAUGAAAUAGACAUAGAGGCAUCUGAUGGCGGAGGGCUUUCUGGGAAAUGUUCUGUUUCUAUUCAGGUGAUGGAUGUCAAUGAUAAUUACCCAGAACUAACUGUUUCGUCGCUCACCAGCCCCAUCCCAGAAAACUCACCAGAGACAGAAGUGGCUCUAUUUCGAAUUCGGGACCGAGACUCUGGGGAAAAUGGAAAGACAAUUUGUUCCAUCCAAGAUGGUAUUCCUUUUGUACUGGAACCUUCUGUUGAAAACUUCUAUAGACUGAUGACAGAGAGCGGGUUAGACAGAGAGAGCAGAGCUGAGUACAACAUCACCAUCACAGUCACCGACCUGGGCACACCCAGGCUCUCAACCCAGCACACCAUAACAGUGCAGGUCUCUGACGUCAACGACAACGCCCCCGCCUUCACUCAAAGCUCCUACACACUGUUUGUCCAAGAGAACAACAGCCCCGCCCUGCACAUAGGCACCAUCAGCGCCACAGACUCAGACUCAGGCUCCAAUGCCCACAUCACCUACUCAAUGCUGCCCACCCACGACCCGCAGCUGCCCCUCUCCUCGCUCAUCUCCAUCAAUGCCGAUAACGGACAGGUGUUCGCCCUCAGGGCGCUGGACUACGAGUCCCUGCAGAGCUUCGAGUUCCGCGUGGGUGCCAAAGACCAAGGCUCGCCCGCGCUCAGCAGCCAAGCGCUGGUGCGCGUGCAGGUGCUGGACGCCAACGACAAUGCGCCCUUCGUGCUCUACCCGCUGCAGAACGCCUCUGCGCCCUUCACAGAGCUGCUGCCCAGGGCGGCGGAACCUGGCUACCUGGUCACGAAGGUCGUGGCGGUGGACAGAGACUCUGGACAGAACGCCUGGCUGUCGUUCCAGCUGCUGAAGGCCACGGAGCCAGGGCUGUUCAACGUGUGGGCUCACAAUGGCGAGGUGCGCACCUCCAGGCUGCUGAGUGAGCGCGAUGCACCCAAGCACAGGCUGCUGCUGCUGGUCAAGGACAAUGGCGAUCCUCAGCGCUCUGCCAGUGUCAAUCUGCAUGUGCUGCUGGUGGAUGGCUUCUCUCAACCCUACCUGCCUCUGCCUGAGGAGGCUCGCGACGUCACAGGCUACAAUGAAGACCUGCUCACGCUGUACCUGGUCAUUGCCUUGGCAUCUGUGUCUUCGCUCUUCCUCUUGUCUGUGUUGCUGUUCGUGGGGGUGAGGCUGUGCAGGAGGGCCAGGGCGACCUCUCUGGGUGGCUGCUCUAUGCCUGAAGGACACUUUCCUGGCCACCUGGUAGAUGUCAGCGGUGCGGGGACCCUGUCCCAGAGCUACCAGUAUGAGGUUUGUCUGACCGGAGACUCUCAUAGUAAUGAGUUCAGAUUCAUGAAGCCGGUGUUUACCAAUAUUCUAGACCAAAACUCUGAUGGGCAAUUAGGAGAUAAUCCACCCUUCCCGAGUAUUUUAGGCAUGUGAAACUUCACGUUUCACUCGCUGUGUAACUAAUUCUCUUUUGAUUUUGCAUUUUCUUUUCAAAUUUGGUAGCAAUGUUUAAUUGUGUUUGUGUUUUCAUUUCUCUGCUAGUUUAACUAAUGUUACCAUUUGUUUUCUAGCGUUCACUGUGUAAGUAUUUUUCCAGUUCUGUUGUUACUGAGCAUUUUCUAUCAGGGCACUUCAUGUUCCUGAUUGAAUUUGCCAUACUCUCUCCCAAAGGAUGUGAAUCUCUUCUAAUGAACACAAGUCUAAUUUUAAAAGUACAUUUCCUGGCCUAAGAGAACAGAUUAGUUUGGAGAGUGCUUGUGCAGUUUGUUGGAGGCCCUAGGUUGGAUCACCCUGUAAUUCCAGCCUUUGGAGGUACAGCAGGCUAUCAGGAAUUCAAGGUCAUUUACUACAUAGAGAAUUCAAGCUCAGCCAGGGCUGUAUGAUGAACAUGGCAUAUUAAGUCUCAAAAAAUAAAAAAAUACAUUCCUGAGUGUGUGACACCACAGAAGAAAAUAUGAUUUCUUUUAAAUCAUACUUCAUUUUAAAAUUGGAAGCCCAUAGGUUUUCGUGUUUGUUUUUUGUGUUGCCAAGAGUUCAGAGCCUCCUUUGUGUUAUCUUUGGAAGGAGUUCAUAUUCAUUAAUACCAAGUUUCUUCCAGAUCCCGUUUAUGUUUUCUUUUUUCCAACAGGAAGUAACAUGGUAAUUUCAAGUUUUUUAAUGUUCACUGUAAAUAUCAUUUCAUGAAAAAUGUAUCCAUGCCUCUUCUUUCUUGUCUAAAUUAAUACAGAAAAGAAUAAAAGCCUCCCUGUUAUCUUUAGUUGAUGGGAGCCCUUGGCAUGCUGCUCCCAGAUGGUCUGUGGUGAGAAAGUUUCUGUAAAAUCGAUAGAUUCCAGAAACAGUGAUGUAUUUCUUGCUGUUAUCACUUAUAGUGAGGAUAUCUUGAUGUAAACCCCAAAUUCUGGGCUCAGGUUACCUCCUGGUGGUAUAACAUUGCCAAUAUCUACUUGAUUUGGAUGAUGACAAUGUUGGAAUAAAUCUUCUGGCCUACCAUGUCACCUGGAUGACAAUGUUGGAAUAAUAAAUCUUCUGGCCUGCCCUGUCACCUGGGUACCCUGUCCCUUUAAGAGACAAGCCCCGCCCACUCCCAAUCUCUUCCUUCCUACAGCUAAGGCAAGGCGAUCUCAAAUCUUCUCUCCCUCCCCUCUUCUCUGUUCCUUCUUCUGAAAAGACAGAUUUUGCCUCUCCUUCCUCCCUCCUUUCUUCUCUUUCUCUGUCCCCCCUUUCUUUUUCCUCCCUGCUUAACUCCUUAUCCUUAUACCCCUCCCAACACCUACUAAAUAAACUCUAUAUCCAAGCUCUCUCUGAAUGUUGUAUCUGUCUGUCUCCCACCUGCCUCAGUCUGACACCUACCAGGAGACCUGCCAGGGUUGUGCAGCCAUGAAUCAUAACAGACAUUGCUCUGACUGAUAAGGAAUUUGAAACAAAAUGUAUUAUAGAAUUAACAUUAUUUUGUCAAACAAUUUUUAGUAAUGGAUAUGUUGAUGGCUUGUUGAAUGAUUUGGAGAAAUAGUUUAAAAAAUGAUGACCUCAAAGCUGUUCAGUACUGAUUCCUAGAACCUAUGAAUAUUACUUUACAUUGUAAAGAGAAAAUACAAAUGAAAUUAAGGUUUCAAUAAACUAAACUUAAAAUAGGGAGUGUAUCCUAAAUCAUUUGGGUGGGUCUGAUAGGGCCAGUGAAAGGUUUGUAAAAGCAAAGGUGAGUCUACUUUGAGAUGAAGAAUAGCCAGGCAUUGUGGUACAUGCCUUUAACCCCAGCACUUGGGAGGCAGAGUUAGGAAGAGUUCAAGGCCAGCCUUGACUAGUGCGUACCAGGAUAGCCAGAGUUACAUAGUGAGACCCUGUUUUGAAAACAUACAUGCACACCGAGAGGGAGGGGACAGAAGAAGAAGUUUUCUAAGGACUGAAGAUGUGGUUUCACUAUUUCAUCCUGCUAUAUUCUGCCUGCCAUACAGAGUUUGAAUUUCCUAGCAAAUUCCCACAAUAGAAUAAGUCACUUACUUGUGAUAUGUUUUCUGAAGUCUCUAUUUCUCUGGUUGAAACCUGACUGAUACAAAUUUUGGUACCUGGACUGAGAUGAAGUUGAUAGAAUGACUUAAAAUAUGGAAGUGGGGCCAGUAGUGGUGGCACACACCUUUUAAUCCCAGCACUUGUGAGCCAGAGACAGCAAGAUCUCUAGGUAGCCUGUAGCCUGGUCUACGUGGUGAGUUCCAGGACAGUUAUUGCAACACAGAGAAACCCUGCCUCAAAAAUAAACCAUAUGUGUUUAUGGAAGUGAAUUUUAAACUGGACUGUGGUCAGAGGACAGAUGAAAUUGCAGAUACAGAAUAGAAAAAGUUCAGAUUGUGUUGUACAGACUUGGUAGAAAUGUGAUAGUAACAAGUAUGUUAAUGAAGGUGCAAAAGGAAUUGAGGAGCUUGGUGCUUAUAGAACAUGUUGGCACAUAGAACUUAUAAAUCAUUUAAAGGAAACUAUGAAGAGAAAUAUAGACAUUAAAGUUACUAUUAGGAAGAGCCCAGGCAGGGAGAACAUUUUUUUUAUUAAAAAUUUUCCACCUCCUCCCAAUACCCUCCCACUU
This is a messenger RNA of Myodes glareolus (Bank vole), 5733 nucleotides long. NCBI's taxonomy places the organism in Eukaryota, Metazoa, Chordata, Mammalia, Rodentia, Cricetidae. The record is from RefSeq and is a predicted model, not a curated record.